Symbiodinium sp. CCMP2592 is the source of this 6021-nucleotide messenger RNA. The record is from the annotation of a GenBank genome assembly. Lineage: Eukaryota; Dinophyceae; Suessiales; Symbiodiniaceae.
AUGCUGCGACCCGAGGAUGCCGUGCGUGCCGGACACAUCGACUGCGUGCGCCUGUUGGCCUUCGCCGGCGCUUCACUAGGAGACAGCGCAACCGACGAGGAUCGCGCCAAGCUCCAGCAGACUUUCGGGGAGGACUUCUCCUCACCGGAGACCUGGGGCGAAGUUCAGAAAUUCCAACGCCGCAUGAAUGACCUGCAGCAGCGUGUCGCGCGGCUUCUGAUCUCUGUGGCCAAGGGGCGAGCCAGGCCGGAAGUCUUCGAUGCGGAAGCGAGCACGAAGUUUAACAGACAGCUCAUUUGUGCGAUCUUCAAGCAAUGUCCACAGCUGGCGGAUGGAAUGCUUUCUUUUACGAAGAUGUUCCAGACUCUGGAGGCAAACGCUGUGGCGCCGAUGCAGACCUUCCUGGCGUUCCUCCAGGAUUCCAUCGAUUGCAUGCGCCACAGCCGUUGGUGGACUUGGUACGGCAAGCAGAACCAAAAGGAAGAGCGGUCGGAGCGACAUCACAAAAAAGGCAGGGAAGCAAAGGUGGAGAAGUCGACUGGAAUGAUCACGAAGCUCAUGGUGGCUGCGAUGGGCAUCUGCAACCAACUGGAUUUUUGGCUGAAUCUGGCCAUUGUCGUCAUGAAGGCCGCGAAGGAAAUCUACCAAAAGGUCAACUGGGAGGUCAACACGCGGCGCAUCACCAGCAAGGACUACCGACUUGAUGAGGUGCCCUGCAGCCACGACUUGGCCGGAGAUGACACUCCCUUGCUAGAAAAAGGCUUGGCUCGAGCUCGGCAGAACCCCGCGGGCAUCUUUUUGACUCCUUCGGCACUCAUGGCACGCCGCAUUCGAAGCCUGGCCAUCUUGGCCCUGGUAGCAGGUGCAUUGAUGUGGUCUUCGAGCUUCGUGCUGCCAGGCCAAGGCCAAGUCAGUAGUCAGGGCCGACGUGAGGCCCUGCUUGGCCUGGCCGGUGCUGUUGGUGUUGGGUUGGCUUCAAAGCCGGCGCAAGCCUUCGAGGGAGCAGGCCAGUGGAUGGGCUACUACGCUGACCCUCAGCACCCAAUGUGUCCGCGAAAGAUCGUCUACGAGUAUGAUCUCUACGAGAAGGCGCAGAUGAUGGUGGACGGAGGCGACGGCAACCCUGGGUGCGAGAAGAAGGUGCUCACCAGGUGGACGGCCAAGGUCGACUGGAAGGCAGGCUCAGAUGAGAUUACCAUCGACUUCAGUAAGAAGGGCGGGCCCAGUGGUGUCGUCGGAAAGUGGGACACGGACGGGAUUGUCUUCCCUGAUGGCAACAAAUGGAAGAAGAUCAUCUCAUACAACACUGGCAACGGCCAGGGCAUUCAGCCUCUGGGCUGGGGCUACAGGGAGAGCAUUUUUCGUGCCUUGGGCUGGGACGUAGACUGGACUGCGCCCGCGUCAGCCAACUACGGCCUCAAUGCUGGUGCCAUAAAGAAGAAGAUGGAGGAGGUGGCCGCGCUGCUGGAGCCUGCGCAGGGAGGUGCUGCCCAUGAACUGACGGACUCGCUGCUGGAAAUCCAUGCGCCUCCCUUGGAUGCAGCUGCUUGGCGGGAAGAACGUCGUGCCCGAUGCUGCGUGGACACGGCAAAGCUCUUCUGCGCCUUCGCAAAGGAUGAGUACAUGAAGCCGAUGAGCUUUCCUUUGGCUUUGGAGCUGGCGAUGUUUGCAGUACUUGCCGUGGUCCGCACUGCCCCGGUGAACAUGGACAUCCAGCCGAGCCGUGAGAAGACGCUUCAGCGGACGGAUUUCCUGUUUUUGCGGAGCGGCCUCGAGUUGGCGGAGCAGGAAGUGCGGGGUGACAUCGCGAAGACCAGAAAGGAGGUGAUAAAGCAGCGCGAGAUGGGCGGUAACGUGUCCGGGAAGAAGGUCAUGAACAUUGGCGCCCGAUUUGGCGGGAACCGUAUUGAGCCUGUCAGUGUCGGAAGAAUUCUGGCGACUCAGAGGGAUCUCCCUGCCGAUGACCUCUCCGCCAUCAUUGACAUCCAGGACGGCCACGUCCACGUCACAGCAAAGCUUGAUGAUGACGAUAGUGAUGACGAAGGCCGACGCCGCGCAGACAAGAAGAUCACACGGCGCAAGGAUGAUGUUCACAUCCUGACACACGAGUCAUGUUUCGGCGUGAUGAGCUCAGAGCGCUUUCAAGACAACCUCCUCCGCUACCUCUUGGACUUCUCCUCCUUGCAGGUGGAUGCGAUCGAGGAGGAUGAGCGAAAAAGAGCUGUGCGGAAAGUUCCCAUGGGAAUGGAGUCGCCCGAGACUGAAGAGGAGGAUGAUUUCUUCUAUCAGAAGGAGACCUUAAGCUCCGGCGAGGUGAUCUGGCUUGACGAAGAGAUCCUUCUGGAUUUUGAAGAGAUGGGAUCCCAGGCCGUUGCGUCCGAAGCCAGCACUGGAUCCAUGACAAGCUACGAGCGUGCGCAACAAAAUGCAUCUCCGGGGGACAUCAAAAGAUCACCGACAUCGAACAUGGGCCGGCGCACGCCGAAACGCGAUGCUGGGGGUGAUGACAAGAAGAAUGCAUCGAUUCUGAGCAGAUGCUGCCAGUGGCUUCAGUCGCGGGCGGCUGUUUGUGGCGGGAAAGAGGAUCAGGAAGCAAAGCUUCGUCAGAAGAUGACCUGGAAGUUUCGUGAGCUUGACGAGGACGGAGAGGGCCUUACGUUGGCUGACGUCGCAACACUGUUGACAGAUGUGCUUGGCCACGCACUCGAUCGAGAUGCCAUGCUUCGUUUGGCCGCCAACGUCUACGACACCUUGGAAAGAAGCGAGCAGGAGCUGCUGCAGUUAACGGAGCUCCAAGAGUGUUUGGAAACUGUCACGACGGGCUAUGAGGCGAUGCUCAAGCGUCAGAGAAAGCAUAGCUCCCAGGGGCAGCGCGGAGAAGACCGAUCCUGGCCAUGGGUUCAGCGUCUCGCAGGCUUCGUGAUGCCAAUGGACUCGCCCUACCUGCUGGUCUGGGACUUCUUGAAGAAUGCAGCUGCCAUCUACUACUUGAUGGAGGUGCCCAUGCGGUUCUGCAUCAUUAAUUUCGAUGCGGCCAGCCAGCAGACCGCGCUGACCUGGUUCAUCGUCAACAUAGCUAUGGACGUCUUCAUGUUUGCCAACCUGCCGUUGAACUUCCUGCGGAGCUACGAAGAGGGCAGUGGGAUCGUCGUCCGCGAUUUCGAGCAGAUUCGGCGCAACUAUCUGCUGGGUGCCUUCAGUUGGGAUUUGAUUGCCUGCCUUCCAUUCGACAUCUUUGCCGAUCCAUCUUUGUCCAGCGAGCGUACUUAUGCUACCUGGCGAUUGCUGAAGCUCAUCCACCUUCGGCAUCUCUACACGCGGAGACACGACAGCAAAUCCUCCGAUCGCCGCGAGCACGGGUUCAUGCUCACAACUUUGAUGGUUGUGCUGCAGCUCUUCGUACUCCUGCAUUUCAUGGCCUGCAUCUUCUGGUACAUCGGAAAUGGCUGGCCUUCCGUGCAAGAAUUGCGCAGUCGACAAAGCGACACUGAUGUGCCUGGAUGGUUCAUGGUGUACGAAGGCAUGAGUUACCAGCGGGGCAGCAUAAGCCAGCCAGAAGUGCCCGUUCUGAACCAGUACCUACUGGCAGUUUACAUCAUGGUGGUCGUUGUGACGAACGACAGCAAUUCUCUUGCCAGCCCAUCAUCCUGGCCCGAGCUGUUUUGGCUGCUAGUGAGUUUCGUGAUCUCCGUAGCAGUGAUGGGCCACAUCGAUGGCACACUGGUUGGCAAGGUAAUCUCGCAGGAUGAAAGUGUCGUGGAGCAGCGUGUCAUGCGAGCCAGGAUCGACACAUUCAUCAAGAACUCGGGUCUUCCUCCAGACCUCGUGGAACAGAUCCGAAUGUCCGCUGGCGCAGACGGAGACAGCGGCGUCAACGUCUUGGCUUCCAGCAACAAGACUCAAAAGGCCGCAGACGUUCGUGUCAUGGAGUCGGUCUUGGCUAACCUUUCCUAUUCCCUGCUCCAAAGAGUGGGACGGCGUGUCUUUCUGAAGUGGCUUCAAGCUUUGCCGAUUUUCAAGGACUGUUCCGAUCCCUUCUUGCUACACUUGGCGACAUCAUGUCGGCUGCUGACAUCGUCGGCAGGCGCCUUUGUUUGCCGGGCGGGGGAGCCCACCAGCUAUUUCGUUGUGCUAAAGAGCGGCUCGGCACAGUUGCGCGACAUGAACAGUGACGAGGUGGAUCGCGUGGACGAGCGGGGCACGGCCUUGUGUGACAUGUCCUGCCUCUUUGGCCUGCGACACGAGAUCUCCAUCGUCAGUGAGGAGGACAGCGUCUUCAUCAAGUGCCCCCUGGAGCAGCUGAACCAUGCCCUGGCUUUGUAUCCCAAGGACCACGAAGCCAUCCACAACAACGUUCUGAAGCUGACGCCCGAUCCGUCUCAUGAACAGGAAGGCAACGAGGACGUGAUUGAUAACCAAGGCAUGGUCGGCAUGUGGGGGGAGGAUGACGAGGACAUGGCCAAGUCACAGGCCUCCCACACCUCGCGCCGGCGGCGGAAGCGCAAAGAAGGCGGAGUUGACCUCGUGGCCGAGCUGAACUUGCACGACCUUUCUCUGGAGGGAGUUGCGAAAGUGAGGAAGCUCAUCAAGCAGUUUCAGAAGACGCAGGAGCAAGAACGCAUCGGCGACUUCAUUGCCUAUGCCGCUCAGGGUAAGAUGGAGCAGAUGGAAGCUAUGCUGAGAAGCAACAAGGUCAGCGUGAGCUGCGUGAAUUGGGACAUGCGCACGGCUCUCCACGUCGCUGUCAGCAAUGGGCAUGGCACCAUCGUUGAGAAGCUUAUCAUGGAGUACCUGGCGCCCCUGACGGUGCAAGACCGCUUUGAACAUACGCCUCUAGACGAUGCUGUUCGAGAGCGGCAUGCCGAGGUUGCUGAGUUCCUCAUUGAGGCAUCGGCUGAAUUCAAGGGCGGCGUGUCGGCGGCGGUACAGCUGUGCGAAGCAGCGGCGAAUGGCGAAACCGCCCAGCUCGAACUUCUUGUGGAUGUUAUCGGCGUCGACCCGAAUCUCGGGGAUUAUGAUGCCCGCACAGCACUCCAUCUGGCCGCUUCCAAUGGCCACCUGGAGACGAUUGCGAAGAUGCUGGAGUUUGGGGGCCUCGAUCUGAGUCCUCUAGAUCGUUUUGGCCAAACUCCCCUGGACGACGCGAUCCGUCACGAGCACGUGGCAGUGCAAAGGCUGCUCAAAGCAGAGGGUGCCCAAAUGGGCAAAGUUGAGUUCGGCGUGGCGCUCUGCGAAGCGGCUUCGCAAAAUGACCUCGGGAAGAUCCGCCAGAUGAUCGAAGCAGGGGUCAGGGCAGGAAUGGCGGACUACGACUAUCGAACCGCACUGCACCUGGCAUGUUCCAACGGACAUUUGGAAACGUGCGUCUUCCUCCUCCGCGAGGGCAAGGUGGAUCCGAAUCCCUUGGACCGCUUCCUGAACACGCCCAUGGACGAUGCGGUGCGUCACGAGCAGCACGAUGUGGUGCAGCUCCUCGUGAAAUAUCGGGGAAGGCCAUCCCAGGAUGAGGAGACCAUCUCGAAGCACCUGGUGACUAGCAACGAGUUUAUCAACAUGAUGGAAGAGGAGGGGAACCGGAAGGAUGCGGACAAAUUGGAGAAGGAGCUGAAGACGAACGGCUUCGCGGAAGUCUUGGAGAAGUUGGUGAAGCUCCGGUCCGAUAUCGAGAACGAAGUGCAUCAGUUCAUCGCGAGCGCAACGAACAUUCGCUACGACAUCUGCAAAAUUUUGCACAUGGCCACGAUGUUGGGUGAAGAUUCGGUGCGUGGCAAGAUGGAGAUGGAAGAGUUCAAGAUAGGCUUCCAGGACGAAACCACAACCGUGCAGAGGUUGCGAUUCCUCAUGGACAAGGACAUCAAAUCCUUUGAUGCCACCGCAGCCAAGAUAUUGCUGCAUUUGGAUGAGGAGUGUCCGGGUCGCAUACCUGCCUUCCUGUGCUUGGCACAGUUUGCGGCUAGUUGUCCUCCGGACUCCUCCCGCUUCCGAAAGCUGCAGGUUUCUCUGCACGCGUGUGGGCGAUAG